Molecule: messenger RNA, 1538 nt
Organism: Aspergillus heteromorphus CBS 117.55
Lineage: Eukaryota; Fungi; Ascomycota; Eurotiomycetes; Eurotiales; Aspergillaceae
Exons: 3
Coding region: 55-1413 (452 amino acids)
Cellular component (GO): nucleus
Molecular function (GO): zinc ion binding
Source: RefSeq, a predicted model, not a curated record
CACCAGACAGACUCCCUCACCCCGCACCCCCAACCCCUCCCUUGUCCGCGGAAAAUGUCCUACGCAGUCGAGACGAAAAAGCGCAAAUUCCACCGAGUCCUCGAAUCCCUGACCAAACCCUCCACCCCCAGUCCCGCAAAAUCAACUGCCUCCGAACCGCCCGCGACCGGCUCAUCGACCAAGAAAGCUCGUCUGGACACCGAUAACCUGUCCAUUGCGCGAAGCUCGAUCCUCAAGGUCACGCGCCCGACCUCCCGCGAUUCCUCCGUGUCCUCGCCGUCCCGACCGAGCUUCGUCCCGUGGGAUCGCGAGCGCUUUCUCGAGCGAUUGGAGACAUUCCGGCGCGUGGACCGAUGGGCCCCGAAGCCGGCGGCGAUCAGUGAGGUGGAAUGGGCCAAGCGCGGCUGGGUCUGUACGGAUGUUGCGCGGGUGACUUGCGUCGGGGGAUGCGGGGGGUCGGUGGUCGUGAAGCUGCCGGAUGAGUUGGAUGAAUUGGAUGGGUUCGAUGGCGAGAAGGUGCAGGAGAGGAAGGAUGUUCGCGCCCAACUCGUGAACGAAUAUGCGAAUAUGCUGGUCAAGGGUCACGGAGACUCGUGCCCGUGGAGGAACAAGGGUUGCGAUGCCACCAUCCAUCGGAUACCGCUCGCAAACCCCGAAUCCGCAAUCUCCGGCCUCCAGACUCGUUACUCCAACCUUGUCAAAAUGGCCGAUCAAUUGCCUGCGCAAGACGUCAUCCAGACACCAGAGUCGUUCGAUCUCGAGAAACUCGUCAGCACGCUACCAGCCGGCUUCAACGCCCCCCACGAGGAAGAACUCAGUAUCGAAAGAGACGAAAGAGCAGAGACACCCACACCCCAGGCCGUCAACGGGACCCAAGACCCCGCUCCUCCGCCCUCCCCCUCUCCCUCCCCCUCGCCAUCAUUCUCCACAACCGCCUUCACUCUAGCGUUUUUCGGCUGGGACACUGUCCCCGACGGAACGGCCGGUCUGGCCGGCUGCAGCGUAUGUUUCCGGCGCCUGGGCCUAUGGAUGUACAAACCCAAGAGCAACGGAGACGCUGCCCUCUACGACUCACUGGACGUGGUCGGCGAACACAUGGAAUACUGUCCGUGGGUGAGCGGAAAGGCCCAAAGCGGCUCCGGACGGACGUCAGAGAAGUCAGAAAACCUGCGAUGUGGAUGGGAGUUGCUGGGCCAGGCGCUCAACGUGCGACAUCGUCGGCAGAUCAGAUCGACUGUUUCUGUUUCCGGGGGCAGUCGGGCUGUUUCUGAGGCGCCGUCUACGGAUGAACUGGUUGUCGACGAUACCAAUCACGAAGCUAGGAAGGCUAGCGAUCGAGAAUGGUGGGCUAAGCUUCGUCGGAUGAGACAGGUCUUGAGUGUUAAUUCUCUGAGGAAGAAGUCGGCGCAGUGAUGGCUUUAGGCAUUUUGCUAUUUUGGUCUUUGCAUUUGUUGGGGUUACAUGCAGCGUGGCGUUCAUGGCGGUACCAUAUACACAUAGUCUUUCGUGGUGAUAUUUAUAGUGAUCAUACAUUUUGU